This is a messenger RNA of Penicillium brasilianum, 933 nucleotides long. The record is from the annotation of a GenBank genome assembly. NCBI's taxonomy places the organism in Eukaryota, Fungi, Ascomycota, Eurotiomycetes, Eurotiales, Aspergillaceae.
CGAAGAAGAUGAUUAUGAUAGACCUGAAAACUUAUUUUUCGGUACCCUUAGUUCUCUAAUCUCUCAUACGGUACAAACAUGAAAGCAUUAUCGCCAGCACCUGCCAUACAGUAAACCAAGUGCUAGGCCACCGAGCAACUCCAGACCAACUACCUCACCAGCGCCACCUGGAUGGGCCGUCAACUUCUCGACCCUAUCUGUAUCCCUUGAAAACUCAGAACCAGGCCAAAAUAUUGUACGAAUCUGAAUAUGCCUUGGCACAAACCUGGAUUCUCCAAGAGAAUUUGCCGUACCCCUGUGGACGCGCACGAGCGGCCCUUGUUUACCGGACUGCCCACAUUCAUGGCCAUCGAGAAUGUAAGGGGAUAUACCAACCACCUAACAAUUACCCAAUCAACGCCCCUAUGAAUCACCUCCAUACCUACUGAGCCCCCGAUGUCUACCAUCGUUAGCCAAUAGAGCAAGGCAUCUAGGGACUCUCCACUUGCUCCUGCGUAGCCCUUCUUGGCUAAGGUGCCUGCCCUCGAAUGUUCCCUCGAGUAUACAUCAACAACCCGUCCUCCUUUCAUUGAACUCGCCUUUGGUCUCCGAAAGUCGUUUCUUAGCUCUCCAACCCAGUCGACAAUCAAUAUGCGUGUUUCUACUUUCAUUGUUGCUCUCGCAACUACGCUGGCUGUCGAGUCGGUUGCGACCAAGAUCAACAUGUCUUGCAAGUUCGCGGAGGAUCAUACUGGCAUGAUACAGUCUCCUUAUUGCUGUCGUGAUCUGAAGCCUGCGCAGAACAAUGCCAAGGCCAACGAGGCUACGGACUGCCAGCAGUUGACCGAGCCUCAGUUGUGCGAAGACCAGUCGCGCCCUGCUUGCUGCUAUGUUGUUGGCCCCAAGAAGAUCUGUACUUCACACGUUAUCUUCCAGGACGCCGAGGACGUCUGA